Durio zibethinus is the source of this 2473-nucleotide messenger RNA. RefSeq lists its product as uncharacterized. NCBI's taxonomy places the organism in Eukaryota, Viridiplantae, Streptophyta, Magnoliopsida, Malvales, Malvaceae. Gene Ontology annotation, molecular function: ubiquitin binding. The record is from RefSeq and is a predicted model, not a curated record.
CAAACAUUUAGCGUUUGAUUUCCACCAUGAAAGCUCAGUCAACGGAGGUCGUUUGCAUAUAAACUACUAUUAGACGAAAACGCCCUCAGAUAAAAUCCCUAAUCACUGUGCUAUCCAGUUCCUUAGCUGCGUGGUUCUCCUGGCCUGGGUUCUCUCCCCAGAAUAUAUAACUAACACUAAAAACAUACCCGUUCUUCUCUCAACCUCUGUCCGUCUUCUUUUCUCUUUCACUCUCGAUUGAAAAAGUUUAUUUGCAGGUUAAUAGCUUUCUAGUAUGGGGUUUAAAAAGGUUUAUCAAUGCUUGAUUGAUAUAUUCCCGCAGGUUGAUCCACGUAUUCUAAAAGCUGUUGCUAUCGAGAACUCUAAGGAUGUGGAUGCAGCUGCGGAGAUUGUUCUGUCUGAGAUUGUGCCUUACCUGUCUAAACAAACCGUGGCUGCUAGUUCUUCCUCACAGAACCUGAGUCCUCAAGUGCAACCAAAUGAAGUUGUAGAUGAGGAAGGAAGCAAUCAAUUUAUGUGGGAAAAGGAAGUGUUGGUGAAAAGCGCAUGCUUUUCUACAGAACCAUUAUUGGAACCAAAUGAAGUUGUCAGAGACAAUCGUCUUACAGGUGCUGCCACCAAUGUGGAUUCUCUUGAGGCACCAUAUGCAGUGACUACUUCAAAAUUCCACGAGAACAAAAUUGAGGCUGCUGAUAUUGAAACUGAGGAAUUGAUUUUGUUGGGGAACACAGAAAAAAGUGCUGAAAUUGGGGAAGAUAAAUCUAGUGUCAGCUUGAAUGCCUUAGGGAUAGAGAAUUCUCUGCUAUAUGCAAAUCUUGAAAUUAAGGAGUCUGGUUCAUCAAGUAAAGACCUAGCCAUAGACAUCGAAGAUGGCUUUGUAAGGACUCCCCAUGUUUCACCAGUCACCCCAGCUCAUGAUUCUACCUCACUUCCAGAGAAUACUGAUAGUAGUGGCAGCUCUAAUGAUUAUUUAAUAGAUUUUGAUGGGCCUGUGGAUUUGAAAUCAGAUUUAUGCAGAAACAGUUCAUUAAAUGGAACUAUGGUAGGUGAAGAAAAUGCUGCGGUUCUGCUGGUUCCAUCAUCUUCUCAAGAACAAAUGCCGGAAGAACUUAGAGCUGGUAUUCAUUCUGAAAGUGGUUCUAUGAUUCACUCUACUGAUUCUGAGAAACAAGAAAGAGGUUCUGUAGAACUGAAGUGCCAGCAGGAUUCCAUUAGUGAAAUGGGUGGUAUUGAGGAUGAUACCUUCAAUGCUGUUGUUAGUAGGUCUAGUCAAACAUGCAGAAUUGAUCUACUUGAAGAGAUCAUUGACGAUGCUAAAGAUAACAAGAAAACAUUGUUUCAGGCUAUGCAGUCAAUUAUGAACUUGAUGAGAGAAGUUGAACUUCAAGAGGAAGCUGCAGAGCAAGCAAAAGAGGAAGCUGCCAGGGGAGGUUUAGAUAUUCUGGUCAAGGUGGAGGAACUUAAGCAGAUGCUGACACAUGCAAAGGAAGCAAAUGACAUGCAUGCUGGAGAAGUAUAUGGAGAGAAGGCAAUCCUAGCCACUGAAGUGAGGGAGCUUCAAAGUCGCUUGCUCAGCUUGUCUGAGGAAAGAGAUAAAUCUCUUGCUAUUCUUGAUGAGAUGCGCCAAACCCUCGAAGCUCGACAAGCUGCUGCAGAGGAGUUGAUGAAAACAGCAGAGCGGGAAAAGCUGGAAAAAGAAGAAUCUGCUGGUAAUGCUCUUACUGAACAAGAAGCUAUUAUGGUGAAGGUGGUCCAAGAGUCCAAGAUUCUAUGGCAGGAGGCAGAAGAAAAUUCCAAGUUACGCGAGUUUCUUAUGGACCGUGGUCGGAUUGUUGACUCAUUACAGGGAGAAAUAUCUGUUAUUUGUGAGGAUGUGAGAUUGCUUAAAGAGAAGUUUGAUGAGCGUAUCCCAUUAAGCAAAUCUAUAUCCUCAAGCCAAACCAGCUGCAUCCUGGCCUCCUCCGGCUCAUCACUGAAAAGCAUGGCAUCUGAUCUUGGUCCCAAGCAGGGGGAGAUAGCUAAAACUCUAGAGAAGAGAAGCCCAACGCCAUCUGUUGAUGCGCAAUCACCAAAAAGUAUAUCAUUGGAAGAAAGAUACGAAGAUGAUGGCAAGGAGCUAUUGGAUAACGGGUGGGAAAUUUUGGACGGAGAUGCUGAAUUAGAUGCAUAAAAGGGUCCCCUCCAGUUAUAAAUGGCUUUUACACGUCUGCAGUUUUAUUUUAAUAACCAUUUUCUAAGUACUAGGAUCCGUGAUUUAAUCUCUAGUUGAGUGACUUGGUAUUUUCAUGAGCAUAUAGGCAUUUUCUUUUGAACAUCAUGUAUCUAUUUUUGUGGCAAAAUACCAUCACGCAACUUUUGUACAGCAUUAAGCAUUGAAUAAGUGACUGCGUCUAUGCAGCUGCUCUAUGUUCUGUCUAUAUAUUUAGUCGCCUUCUUAUUGAACGCUGAAGCUCGUGACUCUUUAAUGUUAUUA